CCAAGUCAAAUUCCUUGUAUGUCUGACAUAUUAUGGCAAUAAAUGUUUCCUGUUUCCUAGCUUCACCAGCACAAUGAAACCCUUCUUUAUUUCUCUGCUUCUCCUGGAGUUUUUUCUACAUGAAUCGGCUCAAUGCACCGUCCAAGCCUCAGAGUUUCACCUGGAAGGAGAUUAUUUGUUGGCUGGACUUUUCAACAUUCACCAUGAUAGUUCUCCUGUUGUACAAGACCGACCAGAAGCCGUUGACUGCUCCGGUAAACCCUUCAUUCUUUCAAGUUAUCUGAGGUUUCAGUUGAUGAGAUCCUCUGUAGAGGAAAUCAAUAACUCCACCGACCUCCUGCCAAAUGUGUCUCUCGGAUAUGAGAUAUUUGACCACUGCUCAGAAUACAGUUUUCCAAUCAUCUUUAAACUUCUCUCAGUUGAUGGCUUGAUCCAACCUUGGGCUGAACCACCCAAGAAUCUGUCCAAAGUCAUGGCUGUGGUCGGCACUUAUACGAGCACUCAGGCACUGACUGUCGCCCCGCUGUUCAUGAUGGAUCUCAUUCCGAUGGUCAGUUACGCAGCUUCAAGUACGGUAUUUUCAAGAAAACAGAAUUUCCCCUCUUUCCUACGAACAGUUCAUCCCAAUAAAGACGUCAUAGAAGUGAUUGUUAAUAUUAUGCAACACUUCAACUGGAGCUGGGUCGCAUUCCUUCACAUUGAUGAUAAUUAUGGAAACGAUGGCCGGGAAUUGUUCAUAAAGAAAAUUGAUGGCACUGAGAUUUGCCUGGCAUACACCAAAGGCCUUGAUCAACAUACGAAUUAUUCACAAGUAUUCAGACAGAUAGAGAAACAGAAAAUAACCACUAUUAUUGUUUUUGCUCCUGAAUGGACUGCUGAAGCUCUCAUUAAAUCAGCAAUACAACAAAACGUCACCAACAAGGUGUGGAUAGCAGGAGAUGCAUGGUCCUUAAACAAGGAGCCCCCCAAAGAGAAAGGAAUACAAAAUAUUGGGACGAUACUGGGGGUCUCUGAACCAAAAGUUACAAUACCUGGUUUCAGUGAUUUUAUCCAUCACUCCAAAGGCCAGACUCACUGUGAAAAUGCAGAACAAAGUAUGUUUUACAAUCAGGUUUGCAAAUGCAGCAGCCUGAAACCAGAAGAAAUCCUCAAUGUGGAUCCAUCUUUUAAUUUUCCUGUUUAUGCUGCUGUACAUGCCAUCGCCCAUGCCUUACACAAUACCUUGCAAUGUGACUCAGGCAGAUGUAACAGGAAUAUUACAGCGUACCCAUACAUGGUUCUAGCAGAGCUGAAGAAGUCAAACUUUACACUUUUAAAUCAAAGUGUCACAUUUGAUGAGAAUGGUGACCCCAACUAUGGAUCCUAUUCUAUAGUUUUCUGGAACCAAAGCGCUGACGCACAGGAGAUUGGCUUUCAUAACUUUUACCCAAACUUGUAUUUCUUCAUCGACAACAGCAAAAUUCAGUGGAAGACAAAGGAAGUGCCUACUUCACGGUGUUCCCAAGAAUGUGAUGAAGGAUCCAAAAAAAUGCCAGAUGGAAUCCACAGAUGCUGUUUCAAAUGUGAAAUCUGUCCAAAGGGCACUUAUUUCAACAAAACAGGCAAAUUUCUUUCUGACUUUCAAACUUGUUUAUAAAUAACUGAUUUCAGACAGAAGCAACAUGUGAGCACCGUGUCAUUCAUUCCACGGCGACUACACUAAAGAAAAAACGUAAAAGAAGGUCAAAUGACUGGCAGCAGCGGCUGCCAAACAAAAGAGGUCAAAUUAAGGUAAAACAACUUAAUUAAAAUGAAGUGCGAAAACCAUAAAUGUACAGGAAUUUUCCUUAACAAUUUUACAGAGGGAAAGAAAGGCUGCAGCAAAACUGAGGGUCAGGAGUUUCAUGCCUUUAGCUGAACAUCAAACAUUUGCAGAACAGAUCUCUGAGCUACCACUCAGAGAUU
Gasterosteus aculeatus aculeatus (three-spined stickleback) is the source of this 1944-nucleotide messenger RNA. Lineage: Eukaryota; Metazoa; Chordata; Actinopteri; Perciformes; Gasterosteidae. The record is from RefSeq and is a predicted model, not a curated record.